AUGGGCUGGCUGCCGUCAAUAUUUGGAGGGGGGGACUCCAGCGACCCCCUUAGAAAUCUGGACCCCAAGCUGCGCGAGUUCCUAGACAAGGAAUCGCCAGUCAAAUACAACAAGCCAACAGCACAGCCCACGGCACCACCCGCCACGACAGCUACGACGUCGCAAGACGGCGCCGCUCCCGCGAUCGAUGGCACAAAGGGUAUCGUGCCCUCGCAAAGUUUAUAUCAGGACGGCCGGUACGCGCAUCUGUGGAAAACUUACCGACCGCUCGCGCAAAUCGAGGAGGAGACCACGACAGAGCAGGAAAAGCUGGUCAAGAUUCUCGACGGAUACAAGGAGCGCAAGCAGGCGAUUGGCAUCGCGGCUAUGGAGAACUGUGCCAUUCAACAAGAAGAAUGGAUCAAUUGCAUGAAGAAGGGCAGCUGGUCAGAUCAACUACAAAUGUGCCGCCACCAAGUCCAUAGGUAUGAGCGCUGCUAUACGAUGCAGUCGCGAUUCCUGCGCGCGCUCGGAUACGGCUCCGUGACGGACCGCCCGGCGCAGGUUGAGGAGGACAUUCAGAUGCACGCCGACAAGCUGUUCAACCGCAUGCUGGACCACGAGAGGGCCGUCGCCCAGGCCAAGGAGGAGGGCCGUCCGGUCCCCGUAUUCGACUCUGUCGUGCCCAAGCCGUCGCGGCCGCUGCCCACGCCCGCCGAGGACGUCGAGAAGACGUGGCGCGACACGCUGGCUAAGCUGCCCGAGGCCGAGCGCGAGGCCGAGGAAGCCGCGCUGCGCGCCGACUACGAGACCAAGGAGGCCGUGGCCAGGAACAUCAAGGACCUAAGGGACGCCACGAAAAAGGAGAGGGAGGCACGCCAGGCCGCGGGGGAGGCCACCUUGACCGACACGCUGUCCGCGCUGUGGAGCGGUGGCAAGGGCAGCAAGUAA
This is a messenger RNA of Cordyceps militaris CM01, 930 nucleotides long. RefSeq lists its product as uncharacterized. The transcript is spliced from 2 exons. The coding region runs from base 1 to 930 and encodes 309 amino acids. NCBI's taxonomy places the organism in Eukaryota, Fungi, Ascomycota, Sordariomycetes, Hypocreales, Cordycipitaceae. The record is from RefSeq and is a predicted model, not a curated record.